This is a messenger RNA of Toxorhynchites rutilus septentrionalis, 2568 nucleotides long. It is a transcript of the gene Reg-5, whose product is annotated as rhythmically expressed gene 5 protein. The record is from RefSeq and is a predicted model, not a curated record. Bases 434 to 1285 code for a protein of 283 amino acids. The transcript has 3 exons. Lineage: Eukaryota; Metazoa; Arthropoda; Insecta; Diptera; Culicidae.
ACACUUCAACCUGUUAACAACAACGUGUGGAGAAGAAGCGCUAUUAGAGCCACAUUUUUCUUUUUUGUUAUUUCGAUUACGGUACGAAGUCCGUGAAAAGUACACACAACAGACUGAGUGAAAUUAUUGUGUGUUUCGUGGAAAGAAGCGCAAAAUUCAUCUGGUGUGGAAGGAAGAUUGUUUUCAUUUGCUCCCACCCGUGGGGAACGCGUGAAAGAAAGUGAUUAGAAAGGAUUGGUUCAUCUGAGAAAUCGAAGAAAAAAAAAACCCAAGGGGGGUAAUUGUGUGUGGAAAACAAUCGUGAAAGUGGUGAGAAAACUAAUUGGAAAGCUAGGCAGGCAUUAAGCCCCACUUUGUGUUCAGAAGCGAAGGAAGUGAAAAGUGAAAAGUACUAGUACUGAAGUUCUAGCGUGAAGAAAAAAAUCCGAGAAAAAUGGUGCGUGGUCAGAGAAUAAGUCUCGGUGUGAUGCUGUUGGGGAUGACCCUACUGUCACUGUGUUCCGGUUCCGCGAUCCCAAUGUGGGAAUACCUGAGUCGAGGCGAAAAGAUGUCCCACCUGUACUCGAUGUUCGCCAAGCAGGUGUCGAGCUACUGCAAAAACUCGCAGGAGAUGCCGACCAAUAUGUGCAAGCGUAACCUACUGAUGUACGGCAUUAACAAGCUGCAGGACAUGAACGAGUCCCACCUGGACUCGAUGGAUCCUUAUCAACGGGGCGCCCACGAUAUAAUCUGGGACGCGAUGAUGGACGGCCAUACCAAAAAUGGCAGGAAGAAGAUCCCAAACCAGUCGACGGAAGCCCCCGCCCAGAUCGUCAGCGGUCAGUUCGAACACAACCCACUGUUCGACGAUCCUGCACCACAGCAGCAGAACCGCAAGCAGGACACCGUGGACGCCUACCAAGAGUCCAAGUUCGAACUGAACAAUGCCGCCUCGUCCCAGAGCGUACAGUUUGCCGAGCCCCAGAACUACUUGUACGCCGCCUCGAACCACUUCGACAAUCUGUCCCCGUACGAACAGAACACCAACUUCCUGUCCGGCCCGAUGGUGGUUCGUCUCCGCCCCGAUGGUACCGCCGUUGAUGAGCCCCACCAGAAGGUUCUGCCAAAAGACGAUGACAUCAAGGAGAUGACCAUUGGGCAGGAGAAGAUGCCAAGCUUCCAGCAGAUCUACGAUAGCCUGAAGCGCCACGAGGAGGUCCACGUUUCGACGACGGAAACUGCCACUUCGCCAUCCGCUACCAGCUUCGUCAGAUCGUACCGAACUGAGUACCGAUCGCAGAACUGAGAGUUCGGAACCACUGCGAACAAAAAACCCAUAACCAUACAAACCCUUUGAUUGUGAUUUUAUUUAAGUAUAUGCUAGCGCUACUACUAAUAGAAAACUGAAGAACUCAUGGUCACUCCGAUGCGGGACAGACGCGGGAAAAACAAAACACUGUCGAACCAAUGGCGUCUCUUUACCAAUAUCGUACCUAAUAACGACAGUCCCCAGCCUCCUGAUGGGGAGGGGGCAGUGCGCAACUGCGAUUGCACAGGCCAACGAGGAACGGGGAGGACAGUAAAACAAACGAAAGACAUUCAUUGUAAUUUAAUAUAUUUAUAAAUCAUCGUCACUCAUUUUCAUUUUAUUAGUUUUGUUUUCUGUAGUGGCGCUUGGCGCUGCGAUGCCACACCGCUAUCGGCUUGUUUGCGGUGGGGGCGGAUGUAACGGGUUCACGGCUUUCCGCCAGUCUUUUCAACCUAAUUAGACGAGAAGGAAGCGAGAAAUAGUGGGCCUUCCGAUUGUGAUGAAUAAGAAAACGCUAGAAUACGAUGAAAAUAUCUGUUUUUAAGUUUAAGUACAUCUACUUAUAUGUAACCUUAAUAAGAACCACACAGAAACGAUCAACAUGAUCUAUCCUGGGGACCAGCAGGACCCGGUAGUGGCCCCGUUUCUGUGAGAUAAUUGCUUUUGUAUCAAAUUUUAGCGGAAGUGAAGGACCGUUUUCCGGUAAAAUAUCAAUGAGCACGGAAGGAAGUGAAGCGUGAUAGUCGGCAGUUUUAACUAGUGAUGUAAGACAAAACACAGAGAGAGGUAGAGAAACUUUCUUUCGGCACCGAGAGCGAUCAUGCCCGAAGAAAUUUGGUACGAAAUUCAGAGGUAUUCCAAAUUGUUUGGAGAGUUAUUGAGUUUAGUUACGUUUUAAUAGCCAUUAGGGUUAGGAUGGGUUGAUUUGGUAGGAUUGUAAUGCUUCGAAACCGCUCUUAAAAUAGGCGCUUUCCAGAACUAUAAAUGGCAGUCGAAUCCUUGCCCAUUGUAAGAGAGGUGGAACAAUAUAAAGAGUCCAUCGCGUCUAUUUUGUUAGGGUCUUAGGCACAGAAAACACAGACAACAAAGUAAGAACCAAGCAAAUGUGAUUUUAUUGAUAUACUUUUAGCAGUGUAAGAGAGCAAUCGAGUCGGGUAAUCCGAUUCGUGCGAUCGAUAUUUUCUUUUCGCAGGACCUACACUGGAAUUGAAACGUUUGUAAAAAUAUCACUGGAUGUAAAUUGAUAAAAAUUGAUAAUAUAUUAUAUUUAUUAGAAAUAA